This is a messenger RNA of Ambispora leptoticha, 492 nucleotides long. Lineage: Eukaryota; Fungi; Glomeromycota; Glomeromycetes; Archaeosporales; Ambisporaceae. The record is from the annotation of a GenBank genome assembly.
UAUUUAAAAAUAAAAAAGAAAAUACUACACUAGAGCCUGUUAGUUAUAGCUAUAUUAAAGAAUUAGCAAAUAUAAUUCAAUUUCCAGAAUUUGUAUAUGUUGAACUUGAAGACGCCAUGGCUGAUCUAGUAAGUCUAUUAGAAGCAGACCUUCCUGUAGUUGCCCCUUUUUUUGAUUCUAAUUUAGGUGUACCAAAAUCCACAUAUUAUAAAGAGAUUGCUGAAAGUUUAAAUAUUAUAAUAAUGCAAAAUUCUAGCUCAAUUCAACCAGAAUUUUGUUAUUCAUCAAUUAAGGAUACUCUUGAUUUAGAAUCCUAUUUAGAAAAAUAUAACACACAAUUAACAUUACUAAAAAUUGAAAAUAGUAAUAUUCAAAAACAAAUUAUACUAUUAAGAAAAGAUCCACACUUAUCUUCUGAUGUUCUUCCUAAUGAACAAGCUAUACAAACAAUAGAAGAAAAAAUAAAUACUUUUAAUAUACUUAUGAGCACAU